ACUUCAUACUAUCUUCAGAUGAAAACUGUUCUCUCUGCAAAUGUCAUAAUGGAGUCAAUAUUUGUGACAGAAUUCAACUUCUGCUGCUGUUUCUGGGGGUCUCGCUGUCAUUUUUUCUUGGAAGUCUGUCUGCUCUGAGAAUGGAUUGGUCUUGUUCAUCUGACAGGCAGCUGGUGGGAAACACCAGUAGAAAUAAAGAUUAUCUCUCCUCUUGUGAAAAGUUGAUCAAGUCUCACCCCUUUCAUCUCUCUAUGAACGGCUGGACAGCACAUGACAGAAACUGUUAUUUCUUCUCGUCUGAAAAGCAGACAUGGUUUGAGAGCCGUCGGUCAUGUGAAGAUUUAGACGCUCAUCUGAUCACAAUAAAUGAGGAAAAAGAACAUGUGUUUAUUGCGUCUCACAUUAAAGAGUCUUUCUGGAUCGGUCUUAAUGAUCUGGACACUGAGGGCCGGUGGGUUUGGGUUAAUAACCAAACUCUGAAUGAAACAGGAGUACAGUUCUGGCACAAGAGGAAUUCUUCAAGUGAACCAGAUAACUGGAAAGGUCAGGAUCCCUCAGGAGAGAACUGUGUUUGUCUGGGAGAUGUUCUUAAACCACCAAACAUUUGGUUUGAUGUGUCCUGCAGACAUGUGUUAAAGUUUAUCUGUGAAAAGAAAAAUACAUCCUUAUUCAAAGAUGACGAGUGAAAGUGAACCAUAUUUGUAUAAAGCACCUCACAAAGGUUCCUUCAGUAAUGCUCUUUAAUUGUAUGCUUUUCAGAAGAUUAUAAAAACUGAAUGCUUACGAUAACAAUGUUGAUCGGCCACUUGCUUAAUUAAACCUUGAAACAUAUUUUAUUCUAUUGU
Triplophysa dalaica is the source of this 845-nucleotide messenger RNA. Its product is annotated as C-type lectin domain family 4 member D-like. NCBI's taxonomy places the organism in Eukaryota, Metazoa, Chordata, Actinopteri, Cypriniformes, Nemacheilidae. The record is from RefSeq and is a predicted model, not a curated record. The transcript is spliced from 6 exons. Bases 141 to 686 code for a protein of 181 amino acids.